Messenger RNA from Staurois parvus, 552 nucleotides. Lineage: Eukaryota; Metazoa; Chordata; Amphibia; Anura; Ranidae. The record is from the annotation of a GenBank genome assembly.
GCGACCUUUAAUGCUCUAAUACAUCAGCUGCCUUCAUGUGAUCUGCAGGCUGUGCUAUCCUUCCUUCAUGAAAGAUCUGUUGCUCUAUAUGAGGAGGAUGAACCCAAUAUGUUUGCAGAUCCCAAUUUCCUUUCCUCCCUCCUAUAUCCAUUGCUUUGUGACUUGAUGAGUGUCAUGUCACGCACAGUUUCCUUGUGCUCGGUUUUGCUGCAUUGGGUUCAGUCCACAACCACAAUAGUAAAAGAGCAGCUAAAAGAAUACCACAGUUGGACAAAUCAGCAGGGUUCCCUGCAUAUUCCAUGGCUUGCAACUACUGGUUGUUCCCGGGUACAUUGUGCUGUUUUAGGUUUGUUGGUUCGAGGAGAGCUUCUUCUCAGAGCUCAUGAAAUACUAACACAAGUUGGCACUCCGCUUACUCUAGGCUCCCUGAGGGAGGAGCUAGUUCAGCUAAAGGAGGAACUUGCUUUACAUGGCUUAGGACAUUCCAAUAUGAAGAUGAAAAUGGGACUUUUCUGGAGACAUUGCUCUACUGCUACAGACUUGGGCAACUGA